CCGAGCCGAAGGGGCGGGCUGAGGGGCGGCCCCCGGGAGAGAGCGGCCAGGUGGAGGAGGAGCGCGAAGGCGACCGCAGCCACUCUCUCUGUCAGCUGAAGGCCCAGCCAGCACCAUUCCCCAGGCCAUGGACAAUGAGCUACCCAUUCCCCACACGUCAUCAUCGAGCAGCACCAGUGUGGCCAGCAACCCCAGCGGGGCCAGCAGCACUGGUGGCUGCAACAGCAGUGGCAGCAGUGGAAGUGGAAGUAGCCGCCCCUCGGGGCCCCAGAUCUCUGUGUACAGUGGCAUUCCUGACCGGCAGACUGUGCAGGUGAUCCAGCAGGCCCUGCACCGGCAGCCAGGCACGGCAGCACAGUACCUGCAGCAGAUGUACGCAGCCCAGCAGCAACACCUCAUGCUACAGACUGCAGCGCUCCAGCAGCAGCACCUGAGCAGCGCCCAGCUCCAGAGCCUGGCGGCUGUGCAGCAGGCAAGCCUGGUUGCCAGCAGACAAGGAAGCUCUUCGGGCAGCAGUAUGUCUGCACAAACCCCCACACAACCUCCCCCGAUCAAUUUGGCGGCCUCCCCAGCAGCAGCGCAACUCAUCAACCGGGCGCAGAGCGUCAACUCAGCCACAGCCUCUGGCAUCGCGCAGCAGGCAGUACUCCUGGGCAACACGGCAGCCCCGGCUCUGACUGCCAGCCAGGCACAGAUGUACCUGAGAGCGCAGAUGCUCAUCUUCACGCCCACGGCCACCGUCGCUACUGUGCAGCCUGAGCUCCGCACUGGCUCCCCUGCCCGGCCCCCCACCCCUGCCCAGGUACAGAACUUGACCCUCCGAGCACAGCAGGCACCAACUGCAGCAGCCUCGGGCCCUCCCCCCACACAGCCUGUCUUGCCCAGCUUGGCCCUGAAACCCACCCCCAGUAGCAGUCAGCCUCUGCCUGUCCCAUCACAGGGCAGAAACACUGCCCAGGGUUCCCCUGCAGGUGCCAAGCCUGGCAUAACCGACAGUGUGGUGGAGCCAGCCAGGAAAGGAGAUGGCGGUUGCAGUGUGCCAGGGAACACAGAAAGCCGGGCUGGACUCGGCCGGAUGGUGCCCACUGUGGCUGCCCACCCUCUCAUUGCACCAGCUUAUGCUCAGCUCCAGCCGCAGCAGCUCCUCUCACCGCCAGCCUCCAAGCACCUACAGCCCCCGUUUGUGAUCCAACAACCGCAACCACAGCCACCACCGCCAUCGCGGCCUCUGCUCCAGGCCCAGGCCCAUCCCCAGCUCCCUCCAGGUCCUCCCAGCUUGAGCCUGCAGCCUGGCUCUGAGACCCAUGCCAUGCCGCUAGGUCCUGUGACCCCCACAUUGCCUCUCCAGGGCCCUGCUGCCAAUUUGCACAAGCCCAGCAGCACGCAGCAGGGUCACCCUCCCACCCCUGACGCUGGGCCUCACAAUGGAUAUCCUGAAGUUCUGUCCCACGCCCCACAGCGCAGGUUCCAGCAUGCCUCAGCUGUCAUCUUGCAACUCCAGCCUGCUUCGCCAGUGCCCCAGCAAUAUCCUCCAGAUGAUUGGAAGGAGGUGGUGCCUGGGGAAAAGAGUAUGCCAGAGACUCAGUCUGGCCCAUCACCACAUCAGCAAGCUAUCGUCACUGCCAUGUCUGGUGGACUGCCUGUACCCAAGAGUCCUAAUAUCCAGCAGUCCCCGGCUCACGAAACAGGGCAGGGCAUUGUUCAUGCACUGACCGACCUCAGCAGCCCCGGCAUGACCUCAGGGAACGGAAACUCUGCCUCCAGCAUCACCGGCACUGCCCCCCAGAAUGGUGAGAAUAAACCACCACAGGCCAUUGUGAAACCCCAAAUCCUGACGCAUGUUAUCGAAGGGUUUGUGAUCCAGGAGGGGGCGGAGCCUUUCCCGGUGGGACGUUCGUCCCUGCUGGUGGGGAAUCUCAAGAAGAAGUAUGCACAGGGGUUCUUGCCUGAGAAACUUCCCCAGCAGGAUCACACCACCACCACUGACUCCGAGAUGGAGGAGCCCUAUCUGCAAGAAUCCAAAGAGGAGGGUACUCCCCUCAAACUCAAGUGUGAGCUCUGUGGUCGGGUGGACUUUGCCUACAAGUUCAAACGCUCCAAGCGCUUCUGUUCCAUGGCUUGUGCAAAGAGGUACAAUGUGGGGUGCACCAAGCGAGUGGGACUUUUCCAUUCUGACCGAAGUAAGCUGCAGAAGGCGGCAACCACAACACACAACCGCCGCCGUGCCAGCAAAGCCAGUCUGCCCACACUUACCAAGGACACCAAGAAACAGUCUGCAGGUGCUGUACCCCUUUCAGUUACUGCUGCCUUGCAGUUAACACACAGCCAAGAAGACUCCAGCCGUUGUUCAGAUAAUUCGAGCUAUGAGGAACCCCUGUCACCCAUCUCAGCCAGCUCAUCCACCUCCCGCCGGCGACAAGGCCAGCGGGAUCUGGAGCUCCCUGACAUGCACAUGCGGGACCUGGUAGGCAUGGGACACCACUUCCUCCCAAGUGAGCCCACCAAGUGGAACGUAGAAGAUGUCUAUGAAUUCAUCCGCUCUCUGCCAGGCUGCCAGGAGAUUGCAGAGGAAUUCCGUGCCCAGGAAAUAGAUGGGCAGGCCCUGCUGCUGCUCAAGGAGGACCAUCUGAUGAGCGCCAUGAACAUCAAGCUAGGGCCUGCCCUGAAGAUCUAUGCGCGCAUCAGCAUGCUCAAGGAUUCCUAGGGCCUGGGCAGCAGGUGCCUCGCCCAGGGCGAUUCCCACUGAGCAGAGCCAGACAGACUUUCCUGAGGGGCCCAGAGAAGAGGCUGAUAGGAUAGCAGGAGGAAAGGGGCUGCCCCCUCAGGGCAUGCCCAGUGGCAAGGAGGUGAGGCAGCCUCGCCCUGUGGCUCUCAGGGGCCUUCCUUCCUGUGGGAGGGAGAGGCAGGUGGUGCAGAAGAUGGGGCUUUACGCUUGUACAUAUUGAUAGCACUGGCUUCCUCCAAAGUCCCAAUACUCUAGCCCCACUCUCUUUCUCUCUCUCUCUCUCUCUCUCUCUCUCUCU
Suncus etruscus (white-toothed pygmy shrew) is the source of this 3023-nucleotide messenger RNA. RefSeq names its product polyhomeotic homolog 2 (gene PHC2). The record is from RefSeq and is a predicted model, not a curated record. Gene Ontology annotation, molecular function: zinc ion binding; protein binding. The transcript is spliced from 15 exons. Gene Ontology annotation, cellular component: nucleus; PRC1 complex. Lineage: Eukaryota; Metazoa; Chordata; Mammalia; Eulipotyphla; Soricidae. Bases 128 to 2704 code for a protein of 858 amino acids.